CUUUUUUUUUUUUUUUUGGUUCUCCCUCACCUUCAUCCCUUAGAUGCAGACACUGAUCAAAGACAGACCACGAUGGCAUCUGCUAUUCAUGGCUUUCCUUUCGUCAGUUGCUCUACUCCUCACCUUGAACCAUCUGUCUAGCUUCGAUCCUUCACCACUUCCAUCCAUUGCACCUGGCCAAAACUUGAGCAUUCUACUGUCUAAUGCAGAAUUUGACUGCAACGCUUGCGAAAAACCAAAUGUGACAGAACCUAAGCUGGCUUGGGAAGCUUGUUUGGACAGAGGUUCUGCCCCUGAAUACUAUAUGUCGAUUGUCAUUGUAACUCGGAGUGACGACUACGCUGGUGACCAACGGCAUCGACUACAAAAUAUGAUUGAUAGCACUUACAUUUUGGCUAUGCGUACACGUACCCGCAUGGAGCUUUUGAUCGUUGAAUGGAAUCCGGCGAUAGGAAGACAGCGAAUCAAGGAUAUAUUUAGGUUCAGGAGAUCAGAGUACUUGGUGUAUAGAAUCAUCAGCGUCCCCAAGAAGAUCCAUGACACUCGUCCUAAUAUCGGUAACAUCCCAUUACACGACUAUGAGGGCAAAAACGUCGGAAUUAGAUUUGCCCGCGGGGAGUUUAUACUCUGUACAAAUCAAGACAACAUCUGGUCAUGGAAUAUGCAUAAUGCUGUGGCAUCAAAGUCAUUUGUGCCCAACAUGUUUUAUUCCCAGUAUCAGGACAGACACGAUAAUCAUGCCGACCAUUUACCCAAGACGCUUGUCCGCUUGCCAUCCUUCCCCAAUGAUGAAAAAGUUUUCAAUGCUUGUCCCAUCAAUGCUUUUGGCUACGGUCAGUUUGUUAUGCCUACACCCGAGCCUAUCACCAUGGACAACUUUUUCAAAAUAGGACAGCACGCUGGUGACUUUAUUCUUGGUCAUCGGGAUACAUGGCGGAUCCCGCGAGGAUUUCGUGAGGCAGGAGGAACGGCGUGGAUUGAUAUGGAGUUCCUCAUGACUGCGCAAUGGACAUUCGAUAUUCCCAUCACUUUUACCUACAAUACCCUCUCGUGUCAUCAAGAUCAUGCCAAUGUUUGGGAAAACAACCCCGGUGCUCAGAACGAUAACACCAAAGUGGAUCUAUCCAAAAUGCAAGCCAAAGAAGACAAGUACGUCAACGAACGAGGUGAAUGGGGCCUUUAUAACGUUAAUAUCUGGGAGAUGGGUCUUGAAUGUGCCGCAUUCCGAGGAGGCUCUGGUGUUUUGUGAUUGACAGAAUAGCGUAGCGUAACGUCCAGCCAUCCAAAUCACCCAUUUGUACAACACAACUUGCCAUCUUUCACUUUUCAUCUCCGAAGAUCUCCUCUCCAUGAGAGCGAGCGAACGCAUUUCACAAGCAAUUUUUUUUUAUGUGACUUAUUGGCUACCGCAUUUUUUCUUAACUCUGAAUACUAGAUCUAAUACUUGAAAAGAACAUUGCAUUUUUCACUCUAAUAAUAAAACAAAUGUAUCAAGGUAG
Umbelopsis ramanniana AG is the source of this 1499-nucleotide messenger RNA. RefSeq lists its product as uncharacterized. Bases 44 to 1249 code for a protein of 401 amino acids. The transcript has 4 exons. The record is from RefSeq and is a predicted model, not a curated record. Lineage: Eukaryota; Fungi; Mucoromycota; Umbelopsidomycetes; Umbelopsidales; Umbelopsidaceae.